CGUUCUCUGCGCAGGUUUCUGCGCAUGCUAAUCACAACAUAGUAGGGUCGUGUGCUAUUUCAGUUAUUUUUUUAUUGAUUAUUGCUGAAAUAUUAGUGUACGUUAACCUGAAAUGCCACCAAAGGGGAAAGGUGGAAAGGGUGGUAAAGGAGCUGCUUCAGGGAGCGCAGACGCUGACAAGAAAGAGAAAGCCCCAAAGGGAGGGACUGCUGUGAAGGUCCGGCACGUCCUCUGUGAAAAACAUGGGAAAUGCAUGGAAGCAAUGGAGAAACUGAAGGCUGGAGUCCGUUUCAGUGAAGUAGCUGCACAAUACAGUGAAGACAAAGCCAGACAAGGAGGUGAUCUGGGGUGGAUGACGCGAGGGUCCAUGGUGGGACCUUUCCAGGAUGCAGCAUUUGCACUUCCUAUCAGCUCCAUGGACAAACCGGUCUACACAGACCCUCCUGUGAAGACAAAAUUUGGGUACCACAUCAUUAUGGUAGAGGGGAAAAAGUAACUCGGGCCAGUUCAGCACUUGAAAUUAGGACAUACACAUUUCCCAGUGUGCUGUAUUGUUAAACUUCUGAUGAUUUUCUUAUAUUUUUCAAAAUGCAUGAGAAUAAAAAAACAGCUGUGGUGUAGAAUA
Molecule: messenger RNA, 625 nt
Organism: Archocentrus centrarchus (flier cichlid)
Lineage: Eukaryota; Metazoa; Chordata; Actinopteri; Cichliformes; Cichlidae
Gene: pin4
Product: protein (peptidylprolyl cis/trans isomerase) NIMA-interacting, 4 (parvulin)
Exons: 4
Coding region: 113-496 (127 amino acids)
Biological process (GO): rRNA processing
Molecular function (GO): DNA binding; peptidyl-prolyl cis-trans isomerase activity
Source: RefSeq, a predicted model, not a curated record